ACAGAGCAAUAUAAUAUCCAAAUAGGAGAUGGAAAGCCUGGAACGGAGUAACCGAUCGUGGCAUUCCUCCUUCACUUUCCAGUUUCCUCCGACUCGGGACCGGGUCGGAUUCUCUCCCGAGCAGCUCCAUCGCGGUCUUCGCCGUCGCACCUACAUUUUCACCCUCCGGUUGGAGAAGAUUCAUACUCCAAUCACGCCGACGCCAUUGGAGAAGAUUCGUACUCCAAUCUACACAGGAGGUCAAUAUGGAGGGCCAAAACUAUAGCCCACAUAAGCUGGAAAAGGCCAAUUGGGAGUUGGAACUUGUCUGCUUGUCAGCUUGUGUCUGAUUUGGACGACUUUGGCUACCCUUUUCCUUGGCUGUUUUUUCUAUUUAAAGGGAGGUCUUCAUCGGAGCAGUAGCAGCAGGCAGAAGAAGAUGGAGAUGAUGGGAAGCAACCAGCUUGCCAAUGGAGAAGUGAGGUUCUGAAAAUCCUAAAGAGAGUUGAUAACGGUGCCAAAUCCAGAAUGAUGCUUGCAUUUCGUGGCUGCUUUUUCAAACAUAAGAUCAAGAAACAGACCCGGUAUGAAGCCAAUGCUCUUCUGGCUUCACAAACACCAUUCACAAUCAAUGAAAUAGAGGCUUUGUACAAUCUGUUCAAGAAGCUAAGCAGCACCAUAAUUGAUGAUGACCUUAUUCACAAGGAAGAAUUCCUAUUAGCACUUUUCAGAAGUAGGAAUACUAACAACCUUUUUGCUGAGAGGACAUUUCAUCUGUUUGAUAUAAAGCACAAUGGGGUGAUAGAGUUUGGUGAAUUUGUUCGUUCAUUAAGCAUCUUCCAUCCUCGAGCUCCGGUAGCUGACAAAAUUUCAUUUGCAUUCAGGUUAUAUGAUCUUAGAGAAACUGGCUACAUAGAACGAGAUGAGUUGAAGGAGAUGGUACUAGCUAUCCUGAGUGAAUCAGACUUAACACUUUCUGAAGACACCAUCGAGUCCAUGGUCGAUAAGACACUUGCAGAAGCAGAUUUGAAUGGUGAUGGAAAGAUUGAUGAACAGGAAUGGGAGGAACUAGUAGCAAAGCAUCCAUCUCUCAUAAAGAACAUGACAAUUCCAUACCUAAGGGACCUGACUGUUACAUUUCCAAGCUUUGUUGCAGUCAGUGAAGAUGAAGUUGAGGCUUUGUUUGAGCUGUUCAGGAAAUUAAGCAGUUCUUUGGUGGAUGAUGGGCUUAUAAGCAAAGAAGAGUUCCAGCUGGGUUUGUUUGGGAACAGUUGGAAGCAGACCCUCCUUGCUAACAGGCUCUUCCAACUAUUUGAUUCCAAGAGGGAUGGAGCAAUAGACUUUCAGGAGUUCGUGAGAGCUUUGAGUGUCUUCCACCCCAAAGCAGCUCAAACGGAGAAAGCUGCUUUUUCAUUCCAACUCUAUGACAUCUGGGAAACCGGCUUCAUUCAACGCAAAGAGGUCAAGGAACUGUUUUUGGCACUUCUGGAUGAGUCUGACUUGAUUCUCACAGAUGAAACUGUUGAAGCCAUUGUUGAUAAGACAUUCAAUGAGGCGGACUCGAAAGGUGAUGGAAAGAUCGAUGAAGAGGAAUGGGAGCACUUCACAACUCAGUACCCAUCACUACUGCAGAGUGUGACACUUCCAAAUUUAUUGUAA
Molecule: messenger RNA, 1638 nt
Organism: Linum tenue
Lineage: Eukaryota; Viridiplantae; Streptophyta; Magnoliopsida; Malpighiales; Linaceae
Source: the annotation of a GenBank genome assembly